Anopheles coustani is the source of this 631-nucleotide messenger RNA. RefSeq names its product glutaredoxin-related protein 5, mitochondrial (gene Grx5). NCBI's taxonomy places the organism in Eukaryota, Metazoa, Arthropoda, Insecta, Diptera, Culicidae. The record is from RefSeq and is a predicted model, not a curated record. The transcript is spliced from 2 exons. The coding region runs from base 39 to 476 and encodes 145 amino acids.
AACAUUUUGUUAGAUAAUAAACCAGUCAAAACAACACAAUGAAUAUCCUCACGAGAAACAUUGCUCAACAGUUUUUGAGAUUUAACUCGGCCGGCCUGGCUCAAGCCACCGCCAGGAGUUUCUGUGCUGCUGCACUAGAUAACAAGGAAAUCGAAAAACUUGUGGGUAACAACAAAGUCGUCAUAUUCAUGAAAGGAAAUCCGGAUGCUCCACGGUGCGGCUUCAGCAAUGCGGUAGUACAGAUAUUGCGUAUGCAUUCGGUAAAAUACGACAGUCACGACGUGCUUGAGAACGAAGCUCUGCGGCAAGGUAUUAAGGAUUUCUCGAACUGGCCGACCAUUCCACAAGUAUUCAUCAAUGGAGAGUUUGUGGGAGGUUGCGACAUUCUGUUACAGAUGCAUCAGAAUGGAGAACUUAUCGAAGAACUGAAAAAGGCCGGAAUCGAAAGCGCUUUAGUGAAGGACACGGAAAAGUAACAACUGAGCGGACACGCUCUUUAGACUUACUAAAAGAUCAGGAACAUUUUAAAAUUUGCAAUAAAUCAAACCAUUGCUGGCACCAAAGGCAUUUGUACAGCUUGGAUUAUCUGUAGCUUUGCUUGGUUGCUUAUAAAAUAAAUAUUUACGUCGUA